Messenger RNA from Episyrphus balteatus (marmalade hoverfly), 679 nucleotides. RefSeq lists its product as uncharacterized. NCBI's taxonomy places the organism in Eukaryota, Metazoa, Arthropoda, Insecta, Diptera, Syrphidae. The record is from RefSeq and is a predicted model, not a curated record. Gene Ontology annotation, cellular component: mitochondrion. The transcript has a single exon. Bases 60 to 608 code for a protein of 182 amino acids.
AUCAAUUACCCCUGAGAGUUUUCUACCAAAAAAUCGAAACUUCAAACUUACACAGGAAAAUGUUGUCAUACAAAUUUAUUUCAAUAAAAUCUAUUCCAACAUCAGCACAUCCUUUUCGACAAUUUCGAAAUUUGCCAUUUCCAUGUCCUUUUCCUCCUUUGACACGAUACAAAUCUGAAUUUGGUGGCAAAUGUAAAUGCAUUCAAACAAAUAUUCCGCAUCCGCCAAGAGAUCCCCCUGAGAAUUACAAUCCGACAUCCUUUUGCCACUGUGCAUUUAGAAAGCCAAAAAACAUUCAACCACUAGUGUUUCGUCCUAUGGAAACCUACGAGAUACUUGGACCGAAUGCGUCUAAGAAAAAAGUCUACAAAAAUCCAGAAUAUUUUGCAUAUCAUCGGUUUUCUCAUGUCGAUCUGUUUAUGAAUGCAAUGCGCAUCCGAAUGGAGAAAAGAAUGCAACAAAUGUGUCCUUCUUCUGAGAAAGCUGAGGAAUGCCAGGAAGAAAACGAAGAUAGUGAUGAGGAUUUUGAGGAAGAAAAUAAGAAAAAUUCCGUGGAGCAGAAAGGUGAUAUAAAAAAUGAUUGCAAAACUCAUAAAAAGGGAAAAUAGUUUUUUUUUUGUCUCUGCGUCCGAAUGGAAGAUAUUAAAAAUUAAUGAAUAAAGAAUUUUUUGUUUUUAAA